Messenger RNA from Orbicella faveolata, 1661 nucleotides. RefSeq names its product GTP-binding nuclear protein Ran. Gene Ontology annotation, biological process: ribosomal subunit export from nucleus; protein import into nucleus. NCBI's taxonomy places the organism in Eukaryota, Metazoa, Cnidaria, Anthozoa, Scleractinia, Merulinidae. Gene Ontology annotation, molecular function: GTPase activity; GTP binding. Gene Ontology annotation, cellular component: nucleus; cytoplasm. The record is from RefSeq and is a predicted model, not a curated record.
GACCGGUUAGCACAUUGCAGUUGAACCACGAGUGCGUUUUCCUUUCAAAGGAGUUAGUCUUCUUGUCGAUUAGAAAGUCUUUUGUCUGCCUCAAAAUUUCUCGGAAAAUGUCUGCAACUGUGGAUGGAUCUCAAGUUCAACCAGUAGCAACAUUUAAACUUGUUCUCGUUGGCGAUGGUGGUACUGGGAAAACAACGUUUGUUAAACGCCAUUUGACGGGAGAAUUCGAGAAGAAAUAUGUUGCAACACUAGGAGUUGAGGUACAUCCACUUGUAUUCUAUACAAACAGAGGGCCUAUCCGCUUUAACGUGUGGGACACAGCUGGUCAGGAGAAGUUUGGUGGCCUUCGUGAUGGCUACUACAUUCAGGGUCAGUGUGCCAUUAUCAUGUUUGAUGUCACCUCAAGAGUGACGUACAAGAAUGUACCCAACUGGCACAGGGAUCUUGUUAGGGUGUGUGAAAACAUCCCUAUUGUUCUUUGUGGAAACAAGGUUGACAUCAAAGAUCGUAAAGUCAAGGCCAAAACAAUUACAUUCCACAGAAAGAAGAAUUUGCAGUACUAUGACAUCAGUGCUAAAAGUAAUUACAACUUUGAGAAGCCAUUUUUGUGGUUAGCACGGAAACUAGUAGGUGAUGCAAACCUGGAGUUUGUCGAGAUGCCUGCUCUUGAACCACCAGAGGUUGAAGUUGACCGACAGCUUAUGCAGCACUAUGAGAAGGAACUCAGUGAUGCCCAACAAGUAGCUCUUCCAGAUGAUGAUGAUAAUGACAUUUAAUCUUUUGGAGCGAGAGACUUUUCUUGUUUCAAUGUCAGUCUCAUUUAGUGAAGUUGUUCUAUACCUUGUAAAUUUUCCAGCUUUUGUUACUAGAUUCAGAGUGAAUUUUAGAAAAUAGAGCUACUAAGUACAAUAAAUAGAGAAGGUUGAAGAUGCUAUGUUAGUAGACAAACAUAUAAGCUUUCUGUGGUCAGUUUAGUAAAAGCAUAUUUGAAGGGUUGCUGUUGUAAGGCAUGAUAACUUGGGGGCAGUAAAUUGUUUUGACCCAUACACCCAUUUCUCCCGAUCAUAAACUUGAAACUGCUCAUAACUGAAUUAAGAGCAACUCUAAAUACAGUAAAUUUGAAGGAUCCAUAAGCAGAAUCAAAAUUUAAUACUUAGCUUUCCUUUUCUUUUAUGGAUAAGAGCAUGUUAGUUUUUCAGUGUAGAUUUCUGUCUUGUUCAUCUUUGCAGUCUCAUUAGUUUACAACUUUGAUUAAUAGAAAACGUCCAAAAGGAGCUGUACUGUUUUGCUGCAGCUGUUCAUUUACUCUAAUUUGUUUUUUUCUUGCCAACAAAAACAAAACUACAUUAAUUGAGUGUAAAUUAAUAUAUUGGUGAGUAUUUAGUAUGACGAAGCAUCAUAUUUUAGAAUCCAAAAAGUACACAAAUUACAUGGAGAAAACCAGGCUUCGAAAGAACCCUGCUAUCACACUAGUUAUUUAUCAAGCUCCAAAGUAUUUUCAGGACUUUUUCACAAAUGUGCGUUUAUAAUAUAUAUACUGGUAUAGAUGACUUUCAGCUGAUGUCAAUGCACAGAGAUUGUUGCUGUUACAACUGUAAUAUGUAUUCAGCAGGUCAUGAUACGCUGAUACUUGACAGAGAAAGUAAACUUUGCUUAUUGUA